UCGAGUUAUCAGAAUUGACUCCAGAAGAGAAAACCUUGCAGACCAGUAACAAUGGAAGAAAUUGGGAAAGUCACCAAAAAGCCGUCGUCCUCCACAACACCAGGCUCGGCUGGCGUCUCAGGUUAAAAAAAAUCCUUCAUGAAGAAGAACAAUCUUAAGCAACAUGAUGGAUUCAGAAGCUCAUGAAAAGAGGUCACCCAUUUUAACAUCUUCAAAACAAGAACUGUCACCUCACAUGACAAAUGUUGGUGAAAUGAAGCAUUACUUCUGUGGUUGUUGUGCAGCUUUCAACAAUGUAGCCGUCACGUUUCCCAUUCAGAAGCUCCUCUUUAGGCAGCAGCUGUAUGGAAUCAAAACCCGGGAUGCAGUACUUCAGUUGAGAAAGGAUGGAUUUCGAAACUUGUAUCGUGGAAUCCUUCCCCCAUUAAUGCAGAAAACAACGACACUGGCCCUUAUGUUUGGUCUGUAUGAGGAUUUAUCUUGCAUUCUCCGUAAGCAUGUUAGUGCUCCCGAGUUUGCAACUCGUAGUGUGGCUGCAGUGCUUGCAGGGACCACAGAAGCCAUUUUCACUCCAUUGGAAAGAGUUCAGACAUUACUUCAAGAUCACAAACAUCAUGACAAAUUCACAAACACAUAUCAGGCUUUCCGGGCACUGAAAUGCCAUGGGAUUGGAGAGUAUUAUCGAGGUUUGGUACCUAUUCUGUUCCGUAACGGAUGCAGCAAUGUCCUUUUUUUUGGCCUUCGGGGUCCCAUUAAGGAUCAUCUCCCUACUGCAACAACUCGCAGUGCUCAUUUAGUCAAUGACUUCAUCUGUGGAGGUCUUUUGGGUGCCGUGUUGGGAUUCUUGUUUUUCCCAGUUAAUGUUGUAAAAACUCGCAUACAGUCUCAGAUUGGUGGGGAAUUUCAGUCUUUCUCCAAGGUUUUCAAAACAAUCUGGCUAGAACGGGACAGAAAAGUGGCAAAUCUUUUCAGAGGUGCACAUCUGAAUUAUCAUCGGUCCCUCAUCUCUUGGGGAAUAAUCAAUGCAACUUACGAGUUCUUGUUAAAGGUUAUAUGAAAAAGUUAUCAGUGAAAUGCCACUUAUCAACUAAACAGACCUAAGAAGAAUGUAGUUUGGUCUUGUUACUAAUAGGCCUAAAUGAAGUUGAUACAAAGUCCAUACUACAGUAAAUUAUGGGCAAUGAUGUUGUUAAGCACCGACAAAAAAGACUUAAGAGGAUUCAGUAGGAGAAAGUAAGGGUUUUUCUUUUGUUUUUAAUCAUUACCCAAGAGAUUUAGGCUAAUUGCCUGGCAAAAAGAUAUCUGAUUGCUUUUGAAAGGGUAACCUAAUGGCCAAGAUACGGUUCAUUUUUCUCCUGAAAUAGCUUUUAAGCUUUCUCUGUUGAAACUUAAUGACCUUGAGCAGCCAAAGGAAAUGCUCUUAACACCUGUGACUUCUCAGGCUUCCUUAAUGUGCUACUCCAUUUCUUCUUUGCUCUAAGGAAUACUUGCAAAAGAUUUAUUAAACUCAAAUAUGGUAGAACAGAACAGAGGAGAAAAACAGCUUAGUUAGUAAGGCUAUUUCUUGAUGAAUUUGUUGGUAUUAGUUAAGCACUUGUUGAGAUAGUCUUUAUGUAGACUGUUUGUUUUAACUUGGUAGAAUCAACCAGCUAAUAAAAAGUUCCCAUUUUGCUA
Molecule: messenger RNA, 1674 nt
Organism: Dipodomys ordii (Ord's kangaroo rat)
Lineage: Eukaryota; Metazoa; Chordata; Mammalia; Rodentia; Heteromyidae
Gene: Slc25a51
Product: solute carrier family 25, member 51
Exons: 2
Coding region: 164-1057 (297 amino acids)
Source: RefSeq, a predicted model, not a curated record